AUGUUGCAAGAUCUAGCUGAUGGAAUGAAUGAGUUUGGACUGGUUGAUUUCCUUAAGAAACACAAAGAUGUUAUUCAACCACAGCUUUUUCCACAGUCAACUGCUUCUAUUAUUAAUAAAGACGACUUAAAAAGAAUUAUUGAAAUUGAAGAAGAAGAAGAAGGCGUUCAUUGUAAUCAACUGAUGUUGUUUUUGAAACAAUACAUUGAUCUAAUUGAUGGGACAACUAGUGGGGCAAAUCUUAAAGAUCUGUUGUCUUUUUGGACUGGGUGUGAUUUACUGCCUGCAAAUGGUGCAAUCCUGCAUCUCAAAGUUGACAGAACAAAAGAUCGUACUCUGCUGCCAGAAAGUAGAACUUGUUUUCAUUUGUUAGUUCUUCCAUGUUAUGAAAACUUCGAUGAAUUGAAAGCUAAACUGGAUAGGGCUUUGCAAUUUGGUUCAAGAGGAUUUACGAAUAUUUGAUCUUGGAACAGUUUAUACAUUUCUUUCAGCAAUAACAUAGCUUGUUACAGCUAAUAUGGAUGAUGCACUAAAUUGAAAUAUUUUUAUUAUUUGUUUUGGAUAUCAUUUUUAUAGUUAAAGACUUAAAGUGAAUAUGUUAAUGUUUCAUUAAAUUUUGUUAUGUCAGUGCA
Xenia sp. Carnegie-2017 is the source of this 632-nucleotide messenger RNA. RefSeq lists its product as uncharacterized. Gene Ontology annotation, molecular function: ubiquitin-protein transferase activity. The transcript has 2 exons. The record is from RefSeq and is a predicted model, not a curated record. The coding region runs from base 1 to 462 and encodes 153 amino acids. NCBI's taxonomy places the organism in Eukaryota, Metazoa, Cnidaria, Anthozoa, Malacalcyonacea, Xeniidae.